AUGGAAAGAAACGACGACACUUUGCAACCUUCGCAGCGCCAGCAGACUGGCCAAAGGGGAACGCCAAUGCGGCUAGCCGCCGUGCACCCACACAGCAACCUUCACACAAAGCACAUGGAGCACAUGGAGCACAUUGAUGUCGUGGGUCUUUUUGCUUUGUAUUCUGCACACCCCUCCCGGCGCUCUGGAAAUGGAGCACGCAUGCAGACUCCAACAUAG
This is a messenger RNA of Sporothrix schenckii 1099-18, 219 nucleotides long. RefSeq lists its product as uncharacterized. The coding region runs from base 1 to 219 and encodes 72 amino acids. The record is from RefSeq and is a predicted model, not a curated record. The transcript has a single exon. NCBI's taxonomy places the organism in Eukaryota, Fungi, Ascomycota, Sordariomycetes, Ophiostomatales, Ophiostomataceae.